This is a messenger RNA of Ooceraea biroi (clonal raider ant), 1710 nucleotides long. It is a transcript of the gene TfIIS, whose product is annotated as RNA polymerase II elongation factor. Gene Ontology annotation, cellular component: nucleus. Gene Ontology annotation, biological process: transcription elongation by RNA polymerase II; DNA-templated transcription. Gene Ontology annotation, molecular function: zinc ion binding; nucleic acid binding. Lineage: Eukaryota; Metazoa; Arthropoda; Insecta; Hymenoptera; Formicidae. The record is from RefSeq and is a predicted model, not a curated record.
GCUUUCCAUGGAAUUUCUCAGUAUAGGUUUACGCUCAUCGGUAUUCGAGUUGACUGUCCAUUACGAACCGAGUACCGACUGUCGCGAACCACGAUCGUGAGCGUCGUGAGCGUUCGUAGCGUCAACGGUAAUUCUGUUGUCGUCUCGCAUCCCGCGCUUGUUUACAAUCCAUUUUUGCACAGUGUUUCGAUUGCGUGCGAUCCGCGACAAUGAGCGCUGAAGAGGAAGUAUUACGGAUCCAGAAGAAACUCAACAAAAUGUCGAGCGGAGACGGGACGGUGAGUAAGGCCAGGAACAAGCUUUGGAAUUGCUCAAGAUACUUCAAAAACUGCCCGUCGACCUGGAGCUCUUGACCAAGACGCGCAUUGGAAUGACCGUAAACGCUUUGAGGAAGUCGAGCAGGGAUGAAGAGGUUAUUUCCUUGUCAAAGACUCUCAUCAAAAACUGGAAAAAGUUCUUGUCUGGAUCCAACAAAGAAAAGGACUCGACUUCGUCGAGUAGCUCUAAGAAGAAGGAUGACAAAUCAGAUAAAGGGAAGGAAGAGAGCGAUCAGAGGAAAGAAAAGGAUACAACGGACACAAGCGACGUGAAAGUAAAGGAGGAAAAACCGAGCAAAGAUGUUCAAAGGAAACAAGCAUCCUUUCCCGCUCCUACUACGACAGACGCAGUCAGAUUAAAAUGUAGAGAACUGUUAGUAGCAGCUUUGCGCGUAGACGGCAAGGUGAUCGAUGGAUGUGCCAGUCCAGAAGAACUGGCGGAAGAACUGGAAGAAGCGAUUUAUGCGGAAUUCAAAAACACUGAUAACAGAUACAAGAAUAGGGUGCGCAGCAGAGUGGCCAAUUUGCGCGACGCAAAGAAUCCGAAUCUGCGAAUGAACUUCCUCGUAGGUGCAAUCACGCCUGCUCGGCUCGCGGUGAUGACGGCGGAGGAAAUGGCGAGCGACGAGAUCAAGCAACUGCGCGAGCAAUUUAAGAAAGAGGCUAUCAACGAUGCGCAACUCGCUACCGUGCAGGGAACCAAGACAGAUUUGCUCAAGUGCGGCAAAUGCAAGAAACGCAACUGCACAUACAACCAAGUGCAAACACGCUCGGCCGACGAGCCGAUGACUACAUUCGUGCUGUGCAAUGAAUGUGGAAAUCGAUGGAAAUUCUGUUAAAAGUUUUCAAUCCAAAACCGAUUUCCGAUUCAAACUACCAUAAUAUCUGAUGAAACGGGAUGUAUCUACAUCGUCUACAUCGUUAUACACUUAGAAUUCGGUACUUGUGAGAUAAUUUGAUGAACGAUUGUAAAACCUGUAUUGUACCUGUAUGCAUUCUUGAACGUUCAUUCAAUAUAGACGAAAGUUUCUCCAUGAUUGAGCAUGCAAAUUAUGAACGGCGGAAUACAUUGUACAUCGAUUCAGUAUAGUGACAUUUCAACUCGAAGAAGAAGAUAUCACUUUUCGUUAUAUUCCUCAUUUACCAUUGUACAUAUUGAAACGGAUGACUUGAACGCGAGUUUUAUGCAUAUUCAACGCCGCCCCAGUUACGACACGUGCAUAUGUCUUAUAUCAAAUACGCGCGUAAAUGAUUGAAUUCUCGUUUUAAUCAUGUUUGUGAGUAUUGCUAUGCGAUUUUUUUUCCUAUACAAAAACCUGCUACAAAUUGUCAUACUUGUGUAGUGUAAGUAAAGCACUUUGUCACUAUGCUGUAUAAAAUUCAUAUAAUGUAA